Messenger RNA from Carassius auratus (goldfish), 2671 nucleotides. Its product is annotated as heparan sulfate glucosamine 3-O-sulfotransferase 5. Gene Ontology annotation, molecular function: [heparan sulfate]-glucosamine 3-sulfotransferase activity. NCBI's taxonomy places the organism in Eukaryota, Metazoa, Chordata, Actinopteri, Cypriniformes, Cyprinidae. The coding region runs from base 864 to 1904 and encodes 346 amino acids. The transcript has 5 exons. The record is from RefSeq and is a predicted model, not a curated record.
CGUGACUUUCGACAGAAGAGGGCGAGAUUUCAUUCAAAACAGCCAAGAAGGGCUUCGACAAGAGUCCAGUUGUUCUGAAUCAGCUAAUAGGACGCCGCCUCAAAAUAAUGUUAUCCGACCAUCUCCCGUCCUCCUCACGCCGCGCAAGCUGGAGCUCAGAUCAUCGUCUUUUUCUAAAUAGCUGAUGGCCUCCGUGGGCGCACCCACAACGAUCUUCCCUAAAGACACGCUAAAAAUAAUUAUCUUUAAACGAGAACAAGUGAGAUUAUCACGGGGUUUUAUUUACUUCCUGGGACAAGAAAGCGGUCUUGGUUCCUUCACACGGUCUGUGAAUGAAACAUUUUAUCUUACAUCUGGCGCUUUACAAAAAGUAGCAGAACACUUUACGAUUGUAGAAUAGCGCUUUGUUUUUUCACGUGAUUGUGUCAGAUGCUGUGUAUGAUGGUUGGGAUUAUGUUUACGUGUACGCGGUAACAAACUGGAAUGAAAACUGUCUACAACCCUCCUGAUGCGGGACAGUGGCUUAUUUUGAAACAUGUACUGACCCAUCGCCACAUGCGCACCUGUGCUUUCUUCACCGGAUAGCCUGCCAAGCUUAUGCAGAAACAGCAACCCGGAUGCCCGUUCUGUCCCAACGCAGUCACCAUGGAAUCACCACCAGUAUCCCAAAGUAUCCUCGCACAGAUCCUCUCAGAAAUUCAGGACGCUGGCUCCAGAGGUGGAUCAAUUCCCAACUCCAGUACCUCGCUAUUCAGAACUAAUAUUCCUGUAACCCAUCUGUUAAAACCCCUGCUUGACGCAUCAUUCGAUACCAUCUUCCAAGCAGUUUCUCCGAGGCUGAGGAAGGCCGUUGAUGGAGGGUGAUGCUGUUUUCACAGCAGCAGUGGCUGAGGCAGAAGUUCUUUGUACUGGGUAGCUUGGUUCUUGGGAGUCUUUUCUUUCUAGUGGUUCGAGAGGGCACUUUAGACAGACUGCACCUCAUCUGCCCCAUUAAGGACAGACUGUGCCCUGCAGAUACAUCAGGGCAGAUGCCUUUACAUACCUUGCAGCUAAAGCAGGCUUUAGGUCUUAAGCUGCACAGGAGAAACAGGACAAGGGAGCAGCUGCGAACGCACCACCUCAUCAAGCAGCUGCCCAGAGCCAUCAUCAUCGGAGUGAGGAAAGGUGGAACACGUGCACUGCUGGAGAUGCUCAGUCUUCACCCUGCUGUUGUCAAGGCCUCCCAGGAGGUCCACUUUUUCGACAAUGAAAAGAACUAUGCUCGUGGUGUUGACUGGUACCUCAAAAAGAUGCCCUUCUCUUUUCCACAUCAAAUAACUGUUGAGAAGAGUCCUGCAUAUUUCAUCACUGAGGAGGUACCUGAGAGGAUAUUUAAGAUGAAUUCCUCUAUUAAACUUCUGUUGAUUGUGCGUGAGCCAACCACCCGCACCGUUUCAGACUACACACAGGUCCUAGAGGGCAAAGAGCACAAGAACAAAACAUACAACAAGUUUGAGGAACUUGUGGUUGAUACCAACACUUGUGAGGUGAACACAAAGUACAAGGCUGUACGGACAAGCAUCUACAGCAAGUACCUAGAACACUGGUUAAAGUUCUUUCCCAUUGAGCAGUUUCACAUAGUUGAUGGAGACAGCCUCAUCACAGACCCACUUCCAGAGCUUAAGCUGGUCGAACGAUUCUUAAACCUUCCUUCACGAAUCAGCCAGUACAAUCUGUACUUUAAUGCCACACGUGGCUUCUUCUGCCUGCGCUUCAACUUCAUGUUCAGCAAGUGUCUGGCGGAUAGUAAGGGCAGAAUCCAUCCAGAUGUAAAUCCCUCCAUCAAGGAAAAACUGCGGCGCUUUUUCCAUCCAUUUAACCAGAAGUUCUAUCAAAUCACAGGCAGGACAUUCAACUGGCCCUGAAGAUUCCAACAUCUGCCGUUAAUGUUAAGAAACAUCAGACAUGGGAAAAUUGCAUUUUUAUAAUGUUCUGAUCUAUCAUUAUUGAAAUGAGAGCUUCAAUCAGUAGUGAACUUUUGUACUUGCGCCUAAAUUAUAUAGAAAAAUUGAGUUGCAGUUUCAUCUAAGGAUUUUCCUCAAAAAGAACGAACCUAAACAGUAUUAGACGCAAAUACAGUUUGCUAUGUACCCCUCACACUUCAAAAUGGAUUUAUCAGCCUGACUAAAAACAUUUUGAUCGAACUGAACAAAUUAGUAGCUGACAUAUUCCAUUCAACUAAAAAAUAAGCAGAUUAAAAUGUGUGAGGAUAAAACAGUACUGGUGUGUAUCUUGAGACAAAACAAUGGCACUGACAUUGUAAAUAAUAUUGCAUCCUGUUCACCAGAGUUCAGAUCAGUUGGACCUGUUUCUCACCAGUCAUGGUCUGGCCUCUACAAUAGUAAAAAAGUACAAAUUAAAAUCAUUGCAAAGUAUUACAAGACUGUUGUGUGAGAAAACCUGUAUGAACUGUGGGGUUUUCUUACGUUCCAAAAGUAUCAAUAGUAGUUUUCUAAUAGUAUUUCAAUAGUAGUUUUUAAUAUUAUCUUAUAUACAAACCGAUUCCAAAAAAAAUGGGACAUUGUACAAAUUGUGAAUAAAAUGAUUUGGAAGUUUCAAAUUUCAAAAUUGUAUUCAGAAUACAACAUGGAUGACAUAUCAAAUGUUUAAACAGAGAGAAUGUAUAAUUUUA